Molecule: messenger RNA, 336 nt
Organism: Penicillium argentinense
Lineage: Eukaryota; Fungi; Ascomycota; Eurotiomycetes; Eurotiales; Aspergillaceae
Exons: 1
Coding region: 1-336 (111 amino acids)
Source: RefSeq, a predicted model, not a curated record
AUGGGGACUAGCGGCGCUAUCCCUAUUCAGCCUAGCGUUCCCGAGCGGCGGAUCGCCGCCACUGGGGAAGGCACAUACCCUCCUGCUCUGUGCGAACAGCAGGGAAUGCGGUGGCUGGGCCCGACUUUCGUCAAGCAUCGACUCGGAUGCAUGCCUCACGGGAUAUCCACCAGACACCCCACGUCUCAGACGGCCUCGGGUGCAGAAGCCGCAAUGCGACCCCCAUUCUCCGAAGCACCGACGAGAGUGGAGAGCCGAGAGGAGAACCACGGGACAAGUCCGACCCCCAACGCUGUGAAUCCGGGGGACAACACAGGGCCCCAACAGGUGCCCUAA